Messenger RNA from Pelagomonas calceolata, 654 nucleotides. Lineage: Eukaryota; Pelagophyceae; Pelagomonadales; Pelagomonadaceae. The record is from the annotation of a GenBank genome assembly.
GGCCAGCCGCGCGUCCAGCGCCUCCUCGGCGGCGGCGAGCCGCUCCUCCGCGCGCGCGAGCGCCCGGCGGUGCUCGCCGGCGACGAGCCGCAGGAACGGCAGCGCGAGCCACGCGUGGAGGGUGUCGAGGCCCGCGCACGUCUUCGCCGAGGCGCUCAGCACGCGGAUCCGCCUCCCGAGCGGCUCCAGCGCGGCGGCCACGUCGCUCUCAGUCAGCCCGCUCCCGUCGGCGGCGUCGGCGAAGCUCCGGAGGACGACCGCGUCGACGCCGCCGGGCAGCCCGCGCAGCUUGUCCACGACGUAGUCGAGCGUCGUCGCGUCGCGCGGGUCCACGAGGAACACCGCGGCGGCGGCGCCGUCGUAGACGUCGAUCGACGCCGCGUCGACGGCCCCCUCGGCCUCCGCCUCGUCGCAGACGUCCCAGACGUCGACCUUGCACCGCUCCCGACCGUCGCGCGGCGCCCACGCGAUGGUGGCGGCCCGGAGUUCCCGCGUCGCCUCGUACGCGUCGCUGAAGCCGCGGCCGGCCAGGCGCUCGAACAGCGCCGUCUUCCCCGCGCGCCGGCCGCCGCGCAGGACGACGCGCAGGUUGUAGCGGACGCCCUGCGUGCCGAGCCGCUCGCGCAGCCGCGCGUCGACGCGCGCGAUGCCCCG